AUAUGACUGUGUUGACGUGUAAUAACAGGUUUUAAAUGGACACUAGCAAAAUAUCAUUUAUAGGCAGAUGGACAUAGAUAUUAAAUUAAAGAAACCGUAUGAAAUUAAAACGGAAGACGUAGAUCAGAUGCGCUACUCGGCAGAUGUGCUUAGCAAUGAAGUACCCUUUCAAAGCACUUACAUUAAGGAAGAGAAAGAUGAUGUAUAUACCGUUGAAGAAUUAAGUUUCGUGGCAAUAAAAAAUGAACCAGUAGAUAGUGAAGCAGAUGAUUUUGGAGAAAAUCCUGAGUUAAGGUUUAAAUCGGAAGUGGGUGACAAAUUUGUGGAAUUAAACAAUAACAUUGUCAAUAAGUACUAUGUCAAAGAAGAUGCUGUGAUAAAAACUGAAAAUUUAUUAGACUAUAAGAGUUUAGGUACCAACGAAGUGAUUAUCAAAUCCGAAGAGUCGGAUCGCUCGAAACGCGUCCCGAAAAUAUCCGGUAAGCGGGUUUGGGCUUGCAAAAGAUGCGAUUACACGUCGAAGACGCAACGCAGCCUGCAGCUGCACGCGCAGGCUCACGGCGACCUUAACACGUCCCUGUUCUGUGACCGAUGCCCGUACAACCCUCCCGAUAAGUUGCAGCUGGAGCGUCACAAACAGAUUCACAAGCACGUGGACGACUUUGGAGAUUUUACAUGCAACCGCGAGACUUUCGAAUCGAAAAAACCUCCGCCGUCCCGCAAAAAAGACAGAAGUUUGAAGUGCUGCCACCUGUGCGACUAUCGGACUCGGCAAAGCGGGCACCUGACGCGCCAUCUGUUGGUGCACAAAAGCCCCGAAGACGUGGUCAUGUAUCGGUGCCACGACUGUACCUUUUCGAGCAAGCAAAAGUGCCGAUUGCGUCUGCACAUUAAAGCUGUCCACCUGAACCGUCUGACGAAAGGGUUGGAUCCCCGAAACCGUUCCAUUUUCCGUAACUUGGCCCAAGUGAAGGAAUACACGUGCACCGAGUGUCCGUACAAAACGGUCCGUAGUUCCGACAUAAAACGUCACCUGGUUACCCACGAGGGUCCAGACGAAGCGACCAUGUUUACGUGCGAGCAGUGCAACUUUAAAACGAAGUACAAGCGAAACUUGGCGGUGCACGUGUCGACGCACAAGGACGCGGAAAACCUGCGCACUUACGAAUGUUCGAAGUGUUCGUUCAAAACGAAACUCAGGUACAACCUGAAGAGGCAUUUGCUGAGCAAGAGGCACUUGGGACUGGCUCGGGCCCCUCGCGGAUCGGCGACCGGGUGUUUAUUGGAAGACACUUAGUACGAAUUUAACGUAGCAGUGGUUAGGGAGAUAUUUUUGAUGA
Messenger RNA from Cylas formicarius (sweet potato weevil), 1340 nucleotides. Its product is annotated as zinc finger protein 711-like. Bases 68 to 1297 code for a protein of 409 amino acids. The transcript is spliced from 4 exons. The record is from RefSeq and is a predicted model, not a curated record. Gene Ontology annotation, cellular component: nucleus. Lineage: Eukaryota; Metazoa; Arthropoda; Insecta; Coleoptera; Brentidae. Gene Ontology annotation, biological process: regulation of transcription by RNA polymerase II. Gene Ontology annotation, molecular function: DNA-binding transcription factor activity, RNA polymerase II-specific; RNA polymerase II transcription regulatory region sequence-specific DNA binding.